Messenger RNA from Trichechus manatus latirostris (Florida manatee), 2367 nucleotides. RefSeq names its product RAB10, member RAS oncogene family (gene RAB10). The transcript is spliced from 6 exons. The coding region runs from base 503 to 1105 and encodes 200 amino acids. Gene Ontology annotation, cellular component: Golgi apparatus; insulin-responsive compartment; recycling endosome. Gene Ontology annotation, molecular function: GTP binding; GTPase activity; myosin V binding. Lineage: Eukaryota; Metazoa; Chordata; Mammalia; Sirenia; Trichechidae. The record is from RefSeq and is a predicted model, not a curated record. Gene Ontology annotation, biological process: cellular response to insulin stimulus.
AGGGCACGGGGAAAAGGUGGCUCUGGCCGGGGCGGCUCGGCUUCCUGCGGCUAUGUAGCUGAGCUUGUCGGGCCAGGGUUCUCCUUCGCUGCCAUCGCCGCGUUCUAGCGCGGAGUUGCUGCUCGGGAGAGAGACCGUCCUCAACCCCGCCGCGCUCCCUCGACGGCAGAGCUUGCUCGCUCGCCCGUGGGAGCGUCCCGGCCGAGCAGCCCUGAGGGGGGAGGGGAGGCCAUUUUGUCCCGACCGACUCCCCGGAACCGGGCGGAGCGGCUGGGAGAGGCUGCGGAGCUGCUGUCGCCGCCCUUGGAGGCACCGGACGCCGCCACCGUCGGGGCUUCCUCAACGAGGCCGUUCAUAGGUCGCCCGCGCCCUCUCGAGCUCUCCUUUUUCCCACGCUUCCCCUGUCCUCCGGCCUGAGAACGUCGGAGUGAGGAGUUGGCCGUAGUGAGAGGGACCGAUCCCUUGGUGCCGCCGGCGGCGAGAGCCUGAGCCGCUCCUCCCAAUGGCGAAGAAGACGUACGACCUGCUUUUCAAGCUGCUCCUGAUCGGGGAUUCAGGAGUGGGGAAGACCUGCGUCCUUUUUCGUUUUUCGGAUGAUGCUUUCAAUACCACCUUUAUUUCCACCAUAGGAAUAGACUUUAAGAUCAAAACAGUUGAAUUACAAGGAAAGAAGAUCAAGCUACAGAUAUGGGAUACAGCAGGCCAGGAGCGAUUUCACACCAUCACAACCUCCUACUACAGAGGAGCAAUGGGUAUUAUGCUAGUAUAUGACAUCACCAAUGGUAAAAGUUUUGAAAACAUCAGCAAAUGGCUUAGAAACAUAGAUGAGCAUGCCAAUGAAGAUGUGGAAAGAAUGUUACUAGGAAACAAGUGUGAUAUGGAUGAUAAAAGAGUUGUACCGAAAGGCAAAGGAGAACAGAUUGCAAGGGAGCAUGGUAUUAGAUUUUUUGAGACUAGUGCAAAAGCAAAUAUAAACAUCGAAAAGGCGUUCCUCACAUUAGCUGAAGAUAUCCUUCGAAAGACCCCUGUAAAAGAGCCCAACAGUGAAAAUGUAGAUAUCAGCAGUGGAGGAGGCGUGACAGGCUGGAAGAGCAAAUGUUGCUGAGUGUUCUCCUGUUCCAUCAAUUGCCAUCCACCACCCCGUUUUCUCUUGCUGCAAAAAUAAACCACUCUGUCCAUUUUUAACCCUAAACAGAUAUUUUUGUUCCUCAUCUUAACUAUCCAGUCCACCUGUUUUAUUUGUUCUUUCAUCUGUGACUGCUUGCUGACUUUAUAAUUUUCUUCAAACAACUACAAAAAAAGAUGUGUAGAAAAAUCAUGUCUGUGACUUCAUUUUUAAAUGUACUUCCUCAGCUCACCACUGCAUUUCAGUUGUAUUAUAGUCUGGUUCUUCUUAUCAACAUUAAACCUAUAGCAAUCAUUUCAACUCUAUUCUGCAAAUUGUAUAAGAAUAAAAGUUAGAAUUAACAAUUUUAUUUUGUACAACAGUGGAAUUUUCUGUCUUGGAUAAUGUGCUUGAUUCCCUUUAAUCUAUAGACAUGCGAUAACAAAAAAAAAAACAAACGCCAGGAAGACACUCAUUUCGCCUUGAAUAUGUAAAUGGGAUUAAUUUUGUCCUGUGCCUUAUGUGGAAAGGAACUUCUUUGGUUUUUCUUUCUUUGUUUUGGUGGAAGCAUGACAUAUCCAAACAUAAACCAUUAAAAUGUUUGUGGUUUGCUUGGCUGUAAUUUUCAGAGUAGUUCAUUGAGGAUAAAGGAUAAUGCAGAAAUGAUAGCUUUGGUUUGCUGAGUCUCAUUUUAAGUGGCCUUGAUAUUUAAAAUUAUUCCUGCCCACCAUUUCUUUUCCUUGGCCACUUUUUUCUUUCUCUUCUUCCUGCAUGCUACUUUUUUGCUUCUCUCUCCCCAACCCAUGGUCUGAGUUAUUUAAAAAUGAAAGGGGCAAACUGGUAGGUUUGUCAGAUAUAACACAAAGCACUGAUUUAACUUGCUAAGUAAACCAAGUUAAGUUCUAACUGCCUGCUAUCAGCUGUCAGUUAUUUAGUGUCUUUCCCUCAUUUGUUCUCUCCCCUAAGACUUGGCCCCAGAUUUCUUCAUUUGCUGUUUUCCUGCUGUGUUGUUCUUCUUCCUCCCUUUCUGUUCCCCUCCUGUCUGUCCAUUGAGUUUAUGAAAUGGAAGAGUUAAUUGCAUGCACUAGUGUUUGGAGGGUGUUGUGGUUUGUCUUUCUAACUAGGUGUGUAGCCUGUUCGCUUUUCCUAGACGGGAUCUCUCCGUCUGAAAUCUGAGUAGUCUCCAUUUUGGCAACUCCUCUAGCAGUUUGGUAGCCCAGUAAAAGGUUGUUCAAAGAAGAAAAAAAAAAAAAGCCAGGGAA